This is a messenger RNA of Fibroporia radiculosa, 804 nucleotides long. RefSeq lists its product as uncharacterized. The record is from RefSeq and is a predicted model, not a curated record. Lineage: Eukaryota; Fungi; Basidiomycota; Agaricomycetes; Polyporales; Fibroporiaceae. Bases 1 to 804 code for a protein of 267 amino acids. The transcript has a single exon.
AUGGCGGGGCACAGGCGGCCCAACGGGUCGCCCAUCUGUCCUGCUCGCAGUACUUCUGCCUCUCUAGAGCCCCAGCUCGAGCGAAGCUUCAGGGCUCUCAGACGUAACAAUGCCAAAUCUGACCUCGAGGUCCCACCGUCGGGGUUUUUGCAUCACCGAAAUCCCAAUUGGGUGGAACAAGAUUCGAUACCUCCCGACGAUGACAGAUGGAGCCCGACGUCGUGGGUCUCUACCGAACCAGUCGAUGAGAGCGACAGGGACGGCUUUGACGACAGCAGCGACAUCAGCAUCAGCGAUAUCAGCGUUGAAGAUAGCAAAGACAUGGGGGAGGAUCUGGGGCUGCCCGAGACGCCAAGUCGGGCUUCCUCCGUGUUGUCGCGUACGCUCUCGCAGGUGCUCGGAAAGAGCAAGCCGCUCGCCAGUUUAUUCAGCACGCCCAGCGAGGACCUGGCAGCGAUUAGUCAAGCAGCGCGCCGCCACAGACUGGCAAUGGGCAUCAUGCGUAGCCCCGCGGCUGCGCGAGGCACGCAGGUGAAACUGGAGAAUGAUUUUGCAUCUGGGGCCAAUGCGGGGCGCCAGAAUGCGUGGUGGGUGGUCAUGGGGCGGGAUCCGGACGCGGUGUCUCAUCUGCUAGGUCGUCACGAGCAGGGCGCGCGUGGUCAGCAGGGCGACUGCUUAGAUGGAAAUUGGCAUACAGGCACCCUCCCGCCACACUCGCGUUUCAUGCACACCUCUUUCUUGGAACUCAUUUUCGCAGGCGCAGUCGGCGGACUCCUCGUCUUCUGUGGCCUCUCUGUCAUCUAG